AAUCGCUUAGGAGCGCACGGGACCCCCGGGAGUAGCGUUGGGGCUACGGAGCAGCUACAGCGCGGGAGUUAACGCGGCGGAGCCAUGGUCAGCCAGCUGAGCGAGGGGGCCAUUGCGGCCAUAAUGCAACAGGGAGAUAUGUCCAUAAAACCUGUCCUCCAAGUCAUCAACAUCCGUCCCAUUACUACAGGGAAUAGUCCACCCCGUUAUCGACUGCUGAUGAGUGAUGGAGUGAACACUCUAUCCUCUUUCAUGUUGGCAACACAACUGAACUCUCUUGUUGAGGAAGAACAAUUGUCCAGCAACUGUAUUUGCCAGAUUAACCGAUUUAUUGUGAACAUGCUGAAAGAUGGAAGGAGAGUAGUUAUUUUGAUGGAGUUAGAAGUUUUGAAAUCAGCAGAAGCAGUUGGAUUAAAGAUUGGCAAUCCAGUGCCCUACAAUGAAGGCCACGGGCAGCAGCAGGUAGUCCCUACUCCAGCCUCAGCAGCCAGUCCACCAACCAGCAAACCCCAGCAACAGAAUGGGAGUUCAGGAAUGGGUUCCACUGUAUCUAAGGCUUUUGGUGCCCCAAAGACAUUUGGAAAAGCUGGAGGCACCAGCCUGGUGAACACUGCUGGGGGAACACAGUCCAAAGUGGUACCCAUUGCCAGCCUCACCCCUUACCAGUCCAAGUGGACGAUUUGUGCUCGUGUUACCAACAAAAGUCAGAUCCGUACCUGGAGCAAUUCUCGAGGGGAAGGAAAGCUUUUCUCUAUAGAACUGGUUGAUGAAAGUGGUGAAAUCCGAGCUACUGCUUUCAACGAGCAAGUGGACAAGUUCUUUCCCCUUAUUGAGGUGAACAAGGUCUAUUAUUUCUCGAAAGGCACCCUGAAGAUUGCUAACAAACAAUUCACAGCUGUUAAAAAUGACUAUGAGAUGACCUUCAAUAAUGAGACUUCUGUGAUACCCUGUGAAGAUGGUCAUCAUUUACCUACAGUUCAGUUUGAUUUCACAGGGAUUGAUGACCUAGAGAACAAGUCCAAAGACUCACUUGUAGACAUAAUUGGGAUCUGCAAGAGCUAUGAAGAUGCCACAAAAAUUAUAGUGAAGUCUAACAACAGAGAAGUUUCUAAGAGAAAUAUCUAUUUGAUGGACAUGUCAGGGAAGGUGGUGUCUGCUACUCUGUGGGGAGAAGAUGCUGAUAAAUUUGAUGGUACUAGACAGCCAGUGAUGGCUAUCAAAGGAGCCAGAGUUUCUGAUUUUGGUGGACGGAGCCUUUCUGUACUGUCUUCAAGCACCAUCAUUGUGAAUCCUGAUAUCCCAGAGGCCUAUAAGCUUCGUGGAUGGUUUGACUCAGAAGGACAAGCCUUAGAUGGUGUUUCCAUCUCUGACCUAAAGAGUGGAGGAAUAGGAGGGAGUAACACCAACUGGAAAACUUUGUAUGAGGUCAAAUCAGAGAACCUGGGUCAGGGUGACAAGGCGGACUAUUUCAGCUGUGUGGCGACAGUGGUGUAUCUUCGCAAGGAGAACUGCAUGUACCAGGCCUGCCCAACUCAGGACUGCAAUAAGAAAGUGAUUGAUCAACAGAAUGGAUUAUACCGCUGUGAGAAGUGUGACAGAGAAUUUCCCAAUUUCAAGUACCGCAUGAUCCUGUCAGCAAAUAUUGCAGAUUUUCUAGAGAAUCAGUGGGUCACUUGUUUCCAGGAGUCUGCAGAGGCCAUCCUCGGACAAAGCACUGCUUACCUUGGAGAAUUAAAAGAGAAGAAUGAACAGGCAUUUGAGGAGGCUUUUCAGAAUGCCAGCUUUCGAUCUUUUACAUUCAGGAUCAGGGUCAAACUAGAGACCUACAAUGAUGAGUCCCGAAUUAAGGCGUCUGCGGUGGAUGUGAAGCCUGUGGACUACAGAGAGUAUGGCAGAAGGUUGAUUAUGAACAUCAGGAAGAACGCCAUGCAGUAACAUGAGGAGAGCAGUGCUGAUUGGGCCGAAGUUUGAAAAUAAAGAGCUGAAAUGAAAUUGAUUUCUUCCCACCCCCUGCGUGACAUUUCCACACUAGCUACCCAGUGCAGAGAGCCCCUUUAUGGUGGACUAAGCAGUUUCCUCUUUUAUGUGCAUCUUGGAACCCAUCCAUGGGCAGAGGAAAGUACGCUUAUAUGGCUGUGGCCUGAAACCAUGUCAGACCUAGGAGUCAGUCAGCAGGUGACUGUAGUACCGGUCACUCCCAGGCUUUUAUCAAUUUUAUUAAGAUUUCAUUAUCUUUAAGCAGGAAUUAUGUCACAAGUAAUUGACCCCAAGUCUGCAGACAGUGAAAUAAAUUAUGUAACUAGGGUUUUACUUCUCCAGUGGUGACACCUUCGCAACUUGGCUUUCUUCUUGGGGAGAGAGCUGAGAAGUGGUUUCGUGGAACCUGGAUAGCUCAGUAAGUGUAUCUUCCUAGAAUUCAAAGGAUCUCUCUUUCUAGAGGUGCCACAUACUUGUUAAUGCUUGGUAUGGCAAUACAGUAGAAUUAUUAAUCAAAGACAUAUCUCUUAUAUCUGAAGAAUAUCCUUCCUUCGGGGUUUAAUAGGCUGAGUCAGAUGGGUCUGAUAUUAAUCAAAAUUGCCUCUUCUGAGGAAGGCUGAUAAGCAUUGACUUGCUGUCCCCGAGGGAAAUCCAGGCAACUACAAAGCAUUGCUUUAGUUUUCAAUUAAGGUUGCAUUUUGGGUUGGUGAAGACAGUUUUUCUACCUGUAUAUAUUUCUUGCAUUUGUGUGUUUCAUUUCUUGAUUAAAGCUAUGUUAAAUAGAAAGGAUUUUGAAGGGAGAAGCCCUUUGUUUCCCUUGCUUUGUUUUAAUAAACAGUAUAUUCUGUG
Trichechus manatus latirostris (Florida manatee) is the source of this 2826-nucleotide messenger RNA. It is a transcript of the gene RPA1, whose product is annotated as replication protein A1. Gene Ontology annotation, biological process: DNA replication; telomere maintenance via telomerase; meiotic cell cycle. Gene Ontology annotation, cellular component: DNA replication factor A complex; nucleus. The record is from RefSeq and is a predicted model, not a curated record. The coding region runs from base 85 to 1935 and encodes 616 amino acids. The transcript has 17 exons. Lineage: Eukaryota; Metazoa; Chordata; Mammalia; Sirenia; Trichechidae. Gene Ontology annotation, molecular function: damaged DNA binding; single-stranded telomeric DNA binding.